Molecule: messenger RNA, 2265 nt
Organism: Cuscuta europaea
Lineage: Eukaryota; Viridiplantae; Streptophyta; Magnoliopsida; Solanales; Convolvulaceae
Source: the annotation of a GenBank genome assembly
UCGGUCUCGAUGGGCCUCCAAUUCCCUCUCCAUCCGUUCCUCCGGGAGUACUUGAGGUACACCGGCCUGGUUCCCUGCCAACUGACCCCCAAUAGCCACUCGUACAUAACUGGGUUCGUGAACCUGUGCAAACUCCGGGGGGUUACACCGAGCUUGGAGCUAUUCUUCCAAAGCUUCAACCUAUGCCGGGGGGGCCACACCAAUGCCGAGGGCUAUGCGAACUUACAGCAGAUAGCCCAGUUCAAAUUGUUCACCGAGGCCCCUUCUUCCAACAAGGGGUGGAGAGAGCGAUGGUGCUACAUCAGACUGGCCGACAGCCCUUUCCCGAGGGAGUUGCGGAAUUGCUUCCGGCGUCAUGUGAAGGUCAAGAGCGCCGCCCUCGAGAAGGAUGGCCUGAAGAUUGCCGAGAUUCCGGAGGGGCGGGAUAAGAACGUAACCAUGAAGGAGUGCACCCUCGAGAAAGACCUGUAUGCCCUCGGAUUCCUGAGGUAUCGGUUCAUUGGGGAGACCGAGGAGAAGUAUCCCCUCUAUGAUAAAGCCUUCGUGGGGGCGGGAGGUAGUGGCCGGGGGCUUUACAUUUUUGUACUUUGAGAUUUUCUGUCAUGUUUGUUGUCGUGUCUCGAACCCCUCGGUGCUAACAUUUUAACUUGUUGUUUCUUUGCAGGUAGCAGGAUGAAUGCCAACACUCUGUUCGCAAAGAGGAAGGGCAAGACCCAGUCCAAGGAGAAGGGGCCCUCGGGCCAGAAGCCAGUCGACGCGCUUUUCCCGAAGGUCAUAGAACCUUCCGCCGGGGACUCCCAUGCUGCUGUGGGGACCGGGGGGUCGAAGGCCGAGGCGGCCGCCAAGAAGAAGAGGGGCGACAAGGGGGUGGAGCCCCCCACCAAGAAACAGAAAGGCGCCGUGGGUGCUGUCGGGGCGGCGGCCCCCCUCGUAAUUAUUGAUGACAUGCCCGCUGUUGAUGGGCCUCUAGCCUCGGUCUCUCCGAAGGAUCCGGUGAAUCCCCCCGGGAGGAAUUACCCCGGGAGAUCCGUCAGCUCUCCUUUGCCCCCGGCGCUUCGUUGAUGCACGGCACUGCCGAGCCGAAGGCCUUCCUGCGGGGCAUCACCUCGAAGAUGGACAGGGAAGUCUUCGAGACCUACGAUGACGAUGCCCUCGAGAACAGGAUCCUCCGCUCCUCGCUCACUGCCUGCAUAGCCCUCGGGGAACAGGCCCGGAGGCGCGAGGAAAGGCGUCUUCACGAGGCCGCCCAGGAUAAGAAGGUGGAGGGGCUGAUCCGUAAGAACUCCGAGGCGGUGAAGCAUGCUGCCCAGCUGGAGGAGGCCCUUCGGGAGGCGAAGGCGGCGGCGAAGAAGGCCAAGGCUGAUGGUAUAGCCGAAGGCAAGGCAGAGGCCGAGAGGGCUGCUGCCGAGGCGGCGAAGAAAACCGCCGAUGAAGCCCAAACUGCUAAGGAGAGAGCUGCGGCCGAGGCCCGAGGGGAGGCAGUUGCGGAGUUCCUUGCUGAGGGCUGGAGGGCCGAGGGCCAUAAGGAGUGGGUUGCCUCCGUGGUGGCAGCCUCGGUGGACGCUUGGGUAGAAGGCCCCGGGGUUGACUGGCUGACCGAUAGGGGCGACGCCUACUAUCAGGGGGGUGAGUUCUUUACCCAGCACCUGAUAUACCGGAGGCUCGCCAGGCACUUCGGUGUAUCCCUCGAACAAUUUGACCCCUCGGUAUACGGCCUCCCUCCGUUGCAACCAGAUGUCAAAGUUCCCCUCCCCCCGGGUGAAGAGCGGCCAACAAUCUAUGAUUCUGUGAUGAUGGGGGGUGACGGGGUUGGAGCCAUCGGGGGUGAUGCUGCCGGAGAAGAAGUCUCCUCCAAGGCUGUCGUGGAAGAUGCCCCCGGUGACAACGGGGCUGAAGCUGCCGAGAAGAUUAUUACUUAGUUAAUUUUUUUUUUAAAAAAGCCUUGUAAUGAAACUUUUGUUGCCCCUCGGCUUUGGCCACACUCUGUAAUGAUCACAUUGACUAUUUUUGUGUUGUAAUUGAAUGAUUGCCUUCGGGCUUGGUGUAUAUGAUAUGCUUCCUUCUGAUCUUUUCAUUGUUGAAUGUAUGCCUUCGUCUUUGUUUUGAAUGUAUGUCUUGUUCCUUUGAAUGUAUGUCUUAGGACUUAGAAUACCAUCUGAUUGUAGCUAGCCCUUAGGAGCCUUCGGUAGUUGGGCACCCUCUGCUGGAUAUGCAACCGAUGGUUCGGCAGCAAUUAGGACUUAGAAAUUUUUUUCUAAGUGUAGC